Molecule: messenger RNA, 1010 nt
Organism: Mangifera indica (mango)
Lineage: Eukaryota; Viridiplantae; Streptophyta; Magnoliopsida; Sapindales; Anacardiaceae
Product: axial regulator YABBY 5-like
Exons: 7
Coding region: 227-781 (184 amino acids)
Biological process (GO): multicellular organism development; cell fate commitment; abaxial cell fate specification
Cellular component (GO): nucleus
Source: RefSeq, a predicted model, not a curated record
AUUUAUCUAUAUAAAGGAGUUUAAUUAACUGUUAUGAUACAGACAUUGCCCGGUUUCAAAGCAAGGGGUAUAGGGAGAAUAAAAGCUACCUUUUUAUCUCCUAUUGGUGUUGGGUUGUGUUGUGUUCUUUGUUUUCUCCUUCUUCCUUGGCUGAUUUCUUCUCUCUUUCUUCUUCAUCUUCUUGGGUUAACGAGCCUCUUUUUGUAAGUUAAUUGGGUGGAAAGACAUGUCGAGCUGCACCGAUGCUGGUCCCGAGCAACUUUGCUACAUCCCUUGCAACUUUUGCAAUAUAGUUCUUGCGGUGAGUGUUCCUUGCAGCAGUUUGUUUGACAUCGUGACCGUCCGAUGCGGGCACUGCAGUAAUCUAUGGUCCGUGAAUAUGGCAGCUGCGUUUCAGUCACUUUCAUGGCAAGAUGUUCAGGCCCCCAACAACACGCCAGAUUACAGAGUUGACUUGGGUUCCUCCUCCAAAUGCAACAACAAGAUAUCACUGCGACCACCAACUCAUCAUGUGCCUGAGGAAAGGGUUGUCAAUCGACCUCCCGAGAAGAGGCAGCGAGUACCUUCUGCCUAUAACCAGUUCAUAAAAGAGGAGAUCCAAAGGAUCAAGGCUAAUAACCCAGAUAUCAGCCACAGGGAAGCUUUCAGUACCGCUGCAAAGAAUUGGGCACACUUCCCUCAUAUCCAUUUUGGGCUGAUGCUGGAGGCCAACAACCAACCUAAGCUGGAUGAUGCUUCUGAUAAGCGUCUCGUGUCAAGGGCAGCCCUCCUGAAUAAAUGAAGGAUGUUGUUCAGUUUUCAAGAGCACUGCUGCAGUGAAGUGUGAGCUCCGGCAGUAAAGAAAGUCGACUGAAACUUAAUGACUUUAUAUUCUUCUUCACUGUUUAUUUGUCUCGAGUACGUUGUUUAAUUAUUUAAUUAGGUCAUGUUAAGCUACUUUUCGUUGGCUGUCUUUGUUGAUCAAUGGCUUUUCAAUUAAAGAUAUUUUGACUUUAAUGACUUUCAAAACA